AUGUGUGGGAAGGAAAAGGAUGCAGAGCAUGAACUGACCUCUGACCCCAGUUUCGUUGCAUUCUUUUCCAAACUCCCAAAGAAAUCUCCUGAAACUGGAACGAUCCGUCUAUUUGAUCGCACAGACUACUACUCUGUCCACGGGCAGGAUGCUCACUAUGUCGCAACACACGUCUUUCGUACCAACUCCGUCCUCAAGUGUCUAGGUGCUGGAGGCAAGGCUGGUGGUCUUCCGAGUGUCACGCUCACUGCAGCCAGCCAUACCCUGGCUCGCCCAUUUUUGCGAGAUACCCUUACAUCUAAACAGCUAUGCGUAGAAAUAUUGGUGCCCGCACCUGGGCAGGGAAGGAAAGCUUCCAAAUUCAUUUUGGAAACAUCGGAGGCAUCACCUGGAAAUCUCCAAGCUGUUGAAGACCUUCUCUUUGUCAGCUCCGAUGUUACAUCGGCACCUAUCGUUUUAGCUGUCAAAGUAUCAUCAUCUUCAGUCACGAACAAAGCCAAGACCAAGUCAAUCGGCAUUGUCUUCGCGGAUACCAGUGUGAGGGAGUUCGGAGUUGCUGACUGCAUUGACAACAAUCUUUUCUCGAACCUUGAGGUGGGUGUACUUAGUUGCAGACUUCUCUUGUUCAUACGACUUUCAGUCAAAGAAGCCAUUAUUCCCACUGGAACAACAGACCGCGACCUCGACUUGAGCAAGCUAAAAGCCGUGUUCGAGAGGUGUGUUGUGGUUGUGACUGAACGUAAACCAAGCGAGUUUACUCCAAAACAUGUCCAAGACGACACUCUGCUGCUUCGAUUCGUGGCUGAGCUCUCCCUUCCUUCAGCCCUGUCUGCACCUUCUGCCUCGAUCAGCUAUCUUUCUCUCCUUUCUGAUCCUUCCAAUCACGGGGCAUACAAGUUACGGACACACGAUCUAGCACGAUGUAUGCGCUUGGAUGCUAGUGCAUUGCGUGCACUGAAUCUGAUUGACGCCCCUGGGAGUGCUGUAAUACAAUACCCUUUGUCAAGGGCGUCAUUUAUUUUCAUUCCGCAGGAUGACUACUUGAAGCUAAUGCCUGACCUCCACCGACUAAGCAAACGAUUCAAGAAAUCUAUCGCAUCUCUUGAGGAUGUUGUGAGCGUAUAUCAAGUGAUCCUCAAGCUGCCUGGUUUUCUCGAGACUCUCGAAGGUGUCCAGUACAAACACAAGGAGCACAAGGAGCUUAUCGAUGAAAUUUAUAUCAAGCCUUUCCAGGCUGUCAACGAGAAUCUCGUCAAAUAUGGUGAAAUGGUAGAGUCAACGCUAGAUCUUGAAGAACUCGAAAAUCAUAAUUACGCGAUCAAGCCUGACUAUGACGAGCGUCUAUACUGCUUCAGGUUGACGAAGAAUGAUGCGAAAGCCAUCAUGCGGAACAACAAAUAUAUUGAACUCGGGACUGUCAAGAGCGGAGUCUACUUUACGACCAAGAAGCUAAAAGCACUUUCCAUGGACCAUCAAGAGGCUACGCAUGAAUAUCAGCGAAUGCAGAGCGGGUUAGUGAAGGAAGUUGUGAGCAUUAAUCUCGACCACAUCAUUGCACACCUAGACAUUAUCAUCAGUUUCGCUCAUGUUUCUGUAAAUGCUCCUGAGCCAUACGUGAAACUGAAAGUCUUGGAGAAAGGUUCUAGCGGCUUAAUAUUACGCGACGCGCGGCAUCCUUGCCUCGAAGUUCAGGACGAUAUCAUAAGCUUCAUUCUAAAUGAUGUGGAAAUGGUGAAGGGUAAGGCAACAUUACUGAUUUUUGAUUCGGUGCUUUGCCGUGUGGGUGCAGGCAGUGACAGUCAGUUGAAGGGUGUCUCGACUAUCAUGGCCGAGAUGCUUGAGACUGCUUCGAUCCUCCGAGUAAGUGGUAUCUACACAAUCUUUCUUCUGUCUGACUGUCGAACUUCAAUGUAUGAUGGAUUCGGCCUGGCAUGGUCUAUAUCUGAGCAUAUUGCACCCCACAUCCGCACUUUCUGCUUGUUUGCUACUCACUUUCACGAGUUGACUGCCCUCGACCAGGAGCUUCCUCACGUGAAAAACCUCCACGUUGUGGCUCAUGUGAACCAAGAAGAUGCAUCUGCGCUGCGUGAGAAGGAUAUCACGCUCUUGUACAAGGUCAAACCAAAUGUCUUCAGUAUCCACGUUGCGCAACUGGCCAACUUCACUGAAAAUGUGGUCAAACUCACAAAAUGGAAAGCUGAUGAACCAGAAGAUUUCGCGACUGGACAACAAUCAGAACCUGAGGAUUCAGACAAAGUCAUUGAUCACUCACGAGUUGGCAUGUGA
Suillus plorans is the source of this 2286-nucleotide messenger RNA. RefSeq names its product DNA mismatch repair protein. Bases 1 to 2286 code for a protein of 761 amino acids. Gene Ontology annotation, biological process: mitotic recombination; mismatch repair. Gene Ontology annotation, molecular function: ATP-dependent DNA damage sensor activity; ATP binding; mismatched DNA binding. Gene Ontology annotation, cellular component: nucleus; MutSalpha complex. The transcript has 21 exons. NCBI's taxonomy places the organism in Eukaryota, Fungi, Basidiomycota, Agaricomycetes, Boletales, Suillaceae. The record is from RefSeq and is a predicted model, not a curated record.